This is a messenger RNA of Choloepus didactylus (southern two-toed sloth), 4805 nucleotides long. It is a transcript of the gene UPF1, whose product is annotated as UPF1 RNA helicase and ATPase. The transcript is spliced from 24 exons. The coding region runs from base 57 to 3428 and encodes 1123 amino acids. Gene Ontology annotation, molecular function: DNA binding; RNA binding; hydrolase activity. NCBI's taxonomy places the organism in Eukaryota, Metazoa, Chordata, Mammalia, Pilosa, Megalonychidae. Gene Ontology annotation, biological process: nuclear-transcribed mRNA catabolic process, nonsense-mediated decay. Gene Ontology annotation, cellular component: cytoplasm. The record is from RefSeq and is a predicted model, not a curated record.
GCGGCGGCGGGCUCGAGUGCGGCGGGCGGCGGCCCGGCGGGCGGCGCGGCGGCGCCAUGAGCGUGGAGGCGUACGGGCCCAGCUCGCAGACGCUCACUUUCCUGGACACCGAGGAGGCCGAGCUGCUCGGCGCCGACACGCAGGGCUCCGAGUUCGAGUUCACCGACUUCACCCUCCCCAGCCAGACGCAGACGCCUCCCGGCGGCCCCGGCGCGGGCGGAGCGGGCGGAGCGGGCGCGGCGGCCGGGCCGCUCGACGCGCAGGUCGGCGGGCCCGAGGGUGUGCUGCAGAACGGGGCCGUGGACGAUGGCGUGGCCAAGACCAGCCAGCUGCUGGCCGAGCUGAACUUCGAGGAGGACGAGGAGGACACGUACUACACGAAGGACCUCCCCGUGCACGCCUGCAGUUACUGCGGAAUCCAUGACCCUGCCUGCGUGGUUUACUGUAACACCAGCAAGAAGUGGUUCUGCAACGGCCGCGGGAACACUUCCGGCAGCCACAUUGUAAAUCACCUCGUGAGGGCAAAAUGCAAGGAGGUGACGCUGCACAAGGACGGGCCGCUGGGGGAGACGGUGCUCGAGUGCUACAACUGCGGCUGCCGCAACGUCUUCCUGCUGGGCUUCAUCCCCGCCAAGGCCGACUCGGUGGUGGUGCUGCUGUGCAGGCAGCCGUGCGCCAGCCAGAGCAGCCUCAAGGACAUCAACUGGGACAGCUCGCAGUGGCAGCCCCUCAUCCAGGACCGCUGCUUCCUGUCCUGGCUGGUGAAGAUCCCCUCGGAGCAGGAGCAGCUGCGUGCCCGGCAGAUCACGGCCCAGCAGAUCAACAAGCUGGAGGAGCUCUGGAAGGAGAAUCCCUCCGCCACCCUGGAGGACCUGGAGAAGCCGGGGGUGGACGAAGAGCCACAGCACGUGCUGCUGCGCUACGAGGACGCCUACCAGUACCAGAACAUAUUCGGGCCCCUGGUCAAGCUGGAGGCGGACUACGACAAGAAACUCAAGGAGUCCCAGACUCAAGACAACAUCACGGUCAGGUGGGACCUGGGGCUCAACAAGAAGAGAAUCGCCUACUUCACGCUGCCCAAGACUGACUCUGGUAAUGAGGACUUAGUCAUAAUUUGGUUAAGAGACAUGCGGCUCAUGCAGGGCGACGAGAUCUGCCUGCGCUACAAGGGGGACUUGGCGCCCCUCUGGAAGGGCAUCGGCCACGUCAUCAAGGUCCCGGACACAGACUACGGCGACGAGAUCGCCAUCGAGCUGCGCAGCAGCGUGGGUGCGCCCGUGGAGGUGACGCACAACUUCCAGGUGGACUUCGUGUGGAAGUCGACCUCCUUCGACAGGAUGCAGAGCGCGCUGAAGACGUUCGCGGUGGACGAGACCUCGGUGUCUGGCUACAUUUACCACAAGCUGCUCGGCCACGAGGUGGAGGACGUGAUCAUCAAAUGCCAGCUGCCAAAGCGCUUCACGGCGCAGGGGCUCCCCGACCUCAACCACUCCCAGGUCUAUGCCGUGAAGACGGUGCUGCAGAGGCCGCUGAGCCUGAUCCAGGGGCCGCCUGGCACGGGGAAGACGGUGACCUCGGCCACCAUCGUGUACCACCUGGCGCGGCAGGGCAGUGGGCCCGUGCUGGUGUGCGCCCCGAGCAACAUCGCCGUGGACCAGCUGACGGAGAAGAUCCACCAGACGGGGCUCAAGGUGGUGCGGCUGUGCGCCAAGAGCCGCGAGGCCAUCGACUCGCCUGUGUCCUUCCUGGCCCUGCACAACCAGAUCCGCAACAUGGACAGCAUGCCCGAGCUGCAGAAGCUGCAGCAGCUCAAGGACGAGACUGGGGAGCUGUCGUCAGCCGACGAGAAGCGGUACCGGGCCCUGAAGCGCACGGCCGAGCGGGAGCUGCUCAUGAAUGCGGACGUCAUCUGCUGCACGUGUGUGGGCGCUGGUGACCCACGUCUCGCCAAGAUGCAGUUCCGCUCCAUCCUGAUUGACGAGAGCACGCAGGCCACCGAGCCCGAGUGCAUGGUGCCCGUGGUGCUGGGCGCCAAGCAGCUCAUCCUGGUGGGCGACCACUGCCAGCUGGGCCCCGUGGUCAUGUGCAAGAAGGCAGCCAAGGCUGGGCUGUCGCAGUCGCUGUUCGAGCGCCUGGUGGUGCUGGGCAUCCGGCCCAUCCGCCUGCAGGUGCAGUACCGCAUGCACCCUGCGCUCAGCGCCUUCCCCUCCAACAUCUUCUACGAGGGCUCGCUGCAGAACGGCGUCACCGCAGCGGAUCGUGUGAAGAAGGGGUUUGACUUCCAGUGGCCCCAGCCUGACAAGCCCAUGUUCUUCUACGUGACCCAGGGCCAGGAGGAGAUCGCCAGCUCGGGCACCUCCUACCUGAACAGGACGGAGGCCGCCAACGUGGAGAAGAUCACAACGAAGCUGCUGAAAGCGGGCGCCAAGCCGGACCAGAUAGGCAUUAUCACACCGUACGAGGGCCAGCGCUCCUACCUGGUGCAGUACAUGCAGUUCAGCGGCUCCCUGCACACCAAGCUCUACCAGGAGGUGGAAAUAGCCAGCGUGGAUGCGUUUCAGGGACGCGAGAAGGACUUCAUCAUCCUGUCGUGCGUGAGGGCCAACGAGCACCAGGGCAUCGGGUUUCUCAAUGACCCCCGGCGCCUCAACGUGGCCCUCACCAGAGCCAGAUAUGGCGUUAUCAUCGUUGGCAACCCGAAGGCGCUGUCGAAGCAACCGCUCUGGAACCACCUGCUGAACUACUUCAAGGAGCAGAAGGUGUUGGUGGAAGGACCCCUGAACAACCUGCGCGAGAGCCUCAUGCAGUUCAGCAAGCCCCGGAAGCUCGUCAACACCAUCAAUCCGGGUGCCCGCUUCAUGACCACAGCUAUGUACGACGCCCGCGAGGCCAUCAUCCCUGGGUCCGUGUACGAUCGCAGCAGCCAGGGUCGGCCCUCGAGUGUGUACUUCCAGACGCACGACCAGCUGGGAAUGAUCAGUGCCGGGCCUGGCCAUGUGGCCGCCAUGAACAUCCCCAUCCCCUUCAACCUGGUGAUGCCCCCCAUGCCGCCGCCCGGCUACUUCGGACAGGCCAAUGGGCCGGCCGCAGGUCGGGGCACCCCAAAAGGCAAGACUGGCCGUGGGGGGCGUCAGAAAAACCGCUUCGGGCUCCCGGGGCCCAGCCAGACGAACCUGCCCAGCAGCCAGGCCAGCCAGGACGUGGCGUCCCAGCCCUUCUCACAGGGUGCGCUGACGCAGGGCUACAUCUCCAUGAGCCAGCCCUCGCAGAUGAGCCAGCCCGGCCUCUCCCAGCCCGAGCUGUCCCAGGACAGCUACCUGGGCGACGAGUUUAAGUCGCAGAUCGACGUGGCGCUGUCCCAGGACUCCACGUACCAGGGAGAGCGGGCCUACCAGCACGGCGGGGUGGCCGGGCUGUCCCAGUACUAGGAGGUGGAGGCGGGAGAGCUAAGCUACGUGGCUUAGUCCAUCAGCAUCUUAUUCUGGGUAAUAAAAAAAUAAAAAUAAAUGGAUACCUGUUUUCCACUGCUAAAACCAAGCACCGCUGUGUGAGCCACGGGAGUGGAGAGAGGAGGAAGCCCGAGUCGAGCGCCCACGGCCCGUGCGGCGAGGAGAAGGAGCGGGCGCGGGAGGGGCCAGCCAGCAGCCCCCGCCUCAGCGAGGACGCCCCUGCCAGCGCCCGGCCCGCGGGCAGGCGGGAGGGAGGCCCGCGGCGCACAGUAGCCCCUUCCCCGUUCUGUUCUUCUGCUCUUCACCGGAAGGGGACUACGUUCCAGCGGAGAAGCCUCCCGUGCCCGCGCCGGGGCAGGUUCCUUGCUGCCCGCAGCUGUGCCGGCCUGAGGGGCAGGUUUGUCCGCGCGGCCCUACUGGGGACGCGUGGCCUGUGUUCUGGAAGGGUUUCUCGUUUAAAAAGAGGUGUUUUGGGGUUUUUUUGUUUGUUUGUUUCUCUUUUUUAAAGAUUCAAAGGAUUACUGAAAAGUCUCCUUUCCUAAGUUUGUUUCUAAAACCUUAGCGGUGGACCUGGGAGAUACCAAAAGUUUCCAGAGCAGAAUCUAAGGCAGCCCCCAGCUGGAGAGAACGGACACCGCCAUGGGCGCCAGACUUCUGGUUCGCUCAGUUUUAGCUCCAGCAAGUCCUGCUGUGGGGCUGGGAGGCGUCGCAGCCACCGCUGGACUCAGGACCAGAGCGGGACCAGAGCGGCUGCCGGGGCAGGGGGCCCCCAUGGGAGAGGAGGGGGCACACCCCAAGAGGCCAGCGGGAAGGGGUCCCUCUGGGCCCAGCGCCCAGGCCCCUGUGCGGCGGGCGGAAGGUGUGGCCAAGAAGACCGAGCUCCGAGGAGGUGGGGAGCAGCGGGGCGCCCGGUGUGGGACAGCCCCACUCGUUUUGCGGGAAAGGGAAACCAGCUUCCAGGAAGCAGCCCCGGGUGGGCGGUGGCGGCAGUGUCUGGACUGUUGCUGCUGGGAGCCACCCCCCACCGUCCCUCAGCUACUUGCUGCCACAGGGUGGGUCUGUGCUGCCCUGGAAGCCACUGGUUGAGGACACCUGCCUGCCGGGCCAGGACCUGAGCCCCAGUCCCCGGCAGAGACUGGAUCCCCUUUGCUUCAGACCCCGGCCCUCGGGUGCAGCCAUGGGGGCCCCUCCCCGGCCCCCGGUGGCCCUGCCUUCCCCAGGGUGCCGGCCAGCACUGUGCUGUCCGCUUUGCCCUGCAGCCUUGCAGCCGUUCUCUGCAUUUUAUGCCCGUGUAACCUUUGAUUUGGGGUCAAUUUGUUUUAAGCUGUUUUGUCACCAAUAAAAUAUUACUAAGCA